Molecule: messenger RNA, 444 nt
Organism: Phytophthora nicotianae INRA-310
Lineage: Eukaryota; Oomycota; Peronosporomycetes; Peronosporales; Peronosporaceae
Exons: 2
Coding region: 1-444 (147 amino acids)
Source: RefSeq, a predicted model, not a curated record
AUGAGCCGGCUCGAAACCGUCGUGCCGACGACGAGCGUUGGGAAGCAAGCUUGCUGCGAUGUCUUCAGUCUGAUGAUGAAGAAUCUGGUGACGACACUCACCGUCAAACGGUUCUGGAACAAAUACUGGAGCAGCUUGACGAAGAAGACGAAGCGAGCGUCUCGAACAAUACAUCUGACCCUGACUAAGAAGAUGAUGGUCGGUCUGCUGGCAGCACAUGCUCAGUAUGGCACUGAGUUCCUAGACUUUCGCGAGACCUUAUGGCUACACUCAAGGUCAAUUAUUGGCGGACUCCUUGCUUUGCGUGAGUCGUACAAAGCAGUCAGCAUUGUAAACCCAAGAUUCCACGACUUUGACCACCCAGACCAAAAGAUGAGAACGGCAAAAGGAUACAGGGCUGCAGUCCCCGGAAUCAAGAAGGUAAUCACAGACAGUUUCAAGUAA